Molecule: messenger RNA, 357 nt
Organism: Fimicolochytrium jonesii
Lineage: Eukaryota; Fungi; Chytridiomycota; Chytridiomycetes; Spizellomycetales; Powellomycetaceae
Exons: 1
Coding region: 1-357 (118 amino acids)
Source: RefSeq, a predicted model, not a curated record
AUGAACGGUGGCAAAUACUCUACCGCCUCUACAACCACACCGUUAAUAUUAGGGGAGGGACGCCGAGCGCCGGUGACCCAUAGGCAACCCAUAGGGAGUGCGUUUCUGGAUCGACGCGUUCUCGCACAAGCUGAACAUGGAUAUAAACGCGAACUUCUGCUCCUCUUCCCCACGUCUACGGUCUCGGAACAGCAGCAAACGGAGCUUGUGACGAAGAUUGAGGCGUCAACACUUGACCUCGCAGUCAUUACACAGAUCGACGCCGGGGCGAGGUUGUAUGAGCAGCGGAAUGUGCGCUCGUUGCGGAAACAGGUCCAGCCGGUUCUUGAGGAGGUUAUUAAGGCUGUGUAUGCGUAG